Molecule: messenger RNA, 999 nt
Organism: Spea bombifrons (plains spadefoot toad)
Lineage: Eukaryota; Metazoa; Chordata; Amphibia; Anura; Pelobatidae
Gene: TAF11
Product: TATA-box binding protein associated factor 11
Exons: 5
Coding region: 99-674 (191 amino acids)
Biological process (GO): transcription initiation at RNA polymerase II promoter; RNA polymerase II preinitiation complex assembly
Cellular component (GO): transcription factor TFIID complex; nucleus
Molecular function (GO): transcription coactivator activity; protein heterodimerization activity
Source: RefSeq, a predicted model, not a curated record
GGGUACAACUGCAUUUUUAUCUCUAAUGUUUAGCACGCACAGCAAAGCGGAAGUUGUACCUUUAUGUAUGAUACAAGUUUGCAACCUGAAAGGAAAGCAUGGCGGACGUAGUGAAUUUGUCAGAAAUAUCAAACAAAAGCGAAAAAGAAACACCAGAUACUCCUGCGGAGCAUCGGGUGAAGAAGGAAGAUGGGGGUGAUGAAGAUAUGAAGGGAGCAGAAAGCCCAUGUGCUCUAGGUGUCUCCGAAAGAGAGGAGAAUUCUGAUCUUGCCCUCAGCGCUAAGAAAGUAAAACUAGAAGUUAAGGAGCGCAGAGAAAAGAAGCAGAAGGUUGAUGAGGAUGAGAUACAGAAGAUGCAGAUUCUGGUUUCCUCCUUCUCAGAAGAACAGCUAAAUCGCUAUGAGAUGUACAGGCGAUCAGCAUUUCCGAAGGCUGCUAUUAAACGGCUGAUUCAGUCCAUAACAGGGUGCUCAGUAUCCCAGAAUGUUGUCAUAGCGAUGUCAGGUAUUGCCAAAGUCUUUGUGGGUGAAGUUGUAGAGGAAGCUUUAGAUGUUUGUGAAAAGUGGGGGGAAAACCCACCUCUACAGCCUCGGCAUAUGCGAGAAGCGCUCAGAAGGUUGAAAUCUCGUGGACAGCUUCCAGAUUCCAAACACAAAAAGAUUUUGUUUAGCUGACGAUGCAUGUAAACGAUUGUUUCUGGAAUUGGGUUAAAUGAGAUACUCCUGCUACUGUAAUGAAGCACAAUGAGGCUUUUGUUACUACGUACACCGUAUAUUUGUAAACAGACUUUUUUGAAUUGUAUUUGCCCUGCAAGAUAGGGUUUCCAGAAGUAGGCUGUAAAGCUCUCAUAUGUGGUAUUCAUUAUAAGGUAGCCAUAAUUCCAUGAAUAUAUGUUCAAAUUUUAAUAGUCUUUAUUUAUUGUGUAAAGAGGGGAGGGGAUUUGUUUAUUUUAAAGAACCAUUCCUUUAUAUUUAACCUUAAUAAACAAAGAAUAAGCAA